This is a messenger RNA of Spathaspora passalidarum NRRL Y-27907, 7342 nucleotides long. It is a transcript of the gene SWI1, whose product is annotated as Swi1p. The coding region runs from base 1379 to 4537 and encodes 1052 amino acids. The record is from RefSeq and is a predicted model, not a curated record. Gene Ontology annotation, cellular component: nucleus; SWI/SNF complex. NCBI's taxonomy places the organism in Eukaryota, Fungi, Ascomycota, Pichiomycetes, Serinales, Debaryomycetaceae. Gene Ontology annotation, biological process: regulation of transcription by RNA polymerase II. Gene Ontology annotation, molecular function: transcription cis-regulatory region binding. The transcript is spliced from 4 exons.
AUUGAUCAGAUUUCACACUUACUUCUCCCUAGUGUCACCAACAAUGAGUGAAUCGCAGAGCUUUUCCUUACCCUACUCAAAGGGUAAUUAUGAAGACAUGGCAGAAGCGCAUCAUCGUUCAGCCAGCCGUACAAGUAAUGAGAAAUAUGAUGAUGCUGAUGAACAAUACUCACACACAUUCAAACCCAACAAUUCGUCGGUGGGAUGGGUUAUAAACACCAUAGGUGAAUUAGCAUACAGACACAAGAAAACGUUUGUGGUCUUGGUCGCUUUACUUAUAUUGUCAGUUUUUACCAAUGCUCCGUUUAUCCCACAUUUCAAACCCUCCGACCCAAAGAUUGUUAUUAUAUUAGCUGCCAACGAAGGCGGAGGUGUAUUGAAAUGGAAAUCACCACAAGAAUGGUCGGUUGAAAGAUCUUCCAUUGCUAAUAAGAAAAAUUAUGCCAAAAGACAUGGAUAUGGAUUAUCUAUCAAAGAUAUGACUAUUAAGAAGCGAUAUUCGCAUGAAUGGAGAGAAAGUUGGGAAAAGGUUGAUAUCAUGAAACAAACAAUGAGGCAAUAUCCUAACACUGAAUGGUUUUGGUGGUUAGAUUUACAUACAUUCAUUAUGGAACCGCAAAUUUCCUUAGAAGAGCAUUUCUUGAAUAAUUUGGACAAUGCCACUUAUAGAACUUUGGAUACAUUCAACCCGUUGUCUUUGCCUGUUGACAUGCCUUAUGUUGAUUACACUGAACCUGUUGACAUGAUUAUAACUCAAGAUUGUGGUGGGUUUAAUUUAGGAUCUUUUUUAAUGAGAAGAUCUAGUUGGUCGGAGAUGUUGUUAGAUAUCUGGUGGGAUCCAGCCAUGUAUGAACAAAUGCAUAUGCAAUGGGAACAUAAGGAACAAGAUGCAUUGGAAACUUUAUUUAAUACUCAACCUUGGAUUAGAGAAAGAAUCGGAUUCUUGCCAUUAAGAAAAAUUAAUUCAUUUCCACCAGGGGCUUGUUCAGAUAAGGCUGAUGAUCCUAGAUACUUCUUCCAGGACCAUGAUUUCGUGAUCAAUAUGGCUGGUUGUGAAUGGGGAAGAGAUUGUUGGGGCGAAAUGGAACAUUAUAAAGCAUUAUCAAAGAAAUUACAUAAACAUUGGUGGAAGUUCUGGUAGGUGUGUACUAAUGCUAUCUCUUUUACAUAGUUUAUAAUACCGCGUUAUAUAAAGAAAAUAAGUCGUGUGUAAUUUCAAAAAUUGUAGCUCCAGAAAAAAAAAAAUAGUGAGGUUGGAAAUUUAAACCAGCUACUCGAGUUGUCUGGAACCACUUGAGUUUAGUCGAAGCAUCCACGCUAAUUCACCUAGUUUCUCCUUGGAUCUUUCCGAAUCAAACCCAGAUUUUGGAUUCGCAACAUGUCCGACAAUUAUUGGCUCAAUGAUAAUGCAUUUCUGAACGGUGGAAAUAAUAACCUAGAUUCAGGUAACAACAACAAUGACAAUUCCAAUAAUAGCAAUGACGAUUUUUUAAAUUCAAUAUUUGACCAAAAUCAAGGACAACCGCAGCAACAGCAGCAACAACAGCAGUCUCCUGAUGAUGCUAUGAUGUCACCUUAUAAUCCCUUGCAACAGCAGCAGGAUUCGGGUUAUAAUCAAUCUCAGAAUCUUAAUCCCCAAAUGUUUAUCAGACAAGCUCAAGUUCAACAACAGCAGCAGCAGCAACAGCAGCAGCAACAACAACAGCAGCAACAACAACAACAGCAACAACAACAACAACAACAACAAGCAGCCCAACAGCAGCAGUUAACUGAAAUCAAUAAACAGCAACAACAAGGUUAUGGUAAUGUUCCUCCACCUCAAGUGAAUUCCCCAAUGAACCAACAGCAAGAUGCUUCUAGUACCAGAUCGUCUCUGGGUGCCAACACGGUUCUUCAACAACAACAACAAGGAACACCGGUUCUCAACAAUUCCAAUGUUCCUAUCAAUGUUCAAAGAAACUUAAGUCAAGGUACUAAUUAUGCAAGUCCAAUGGCGAAUAUGAUGUCUCCACAAAUGCAAUCUGCAAUGUCGCCAUCUCAGCAGCAACCUCAACAUCCUCAACCACAACAACAGGCACCACAGCAACAACCACAGCUUCCGCCUAAUAAAUCAUUACAGGUUCAAAUGCAACAGCAGCAGAAUCAACAACAGCCACCACUACAGCAGCAACCUCAACAACCCCAAGUUCAGCAACAACAACAACAAAUGCAUCAACAAGUGCAAGCCCAUAUGUCUCCUGAACCAAGUGGUGGUCCAUCUCCAGGUAUCAAGCAGAGCCCAAUGUUGAGUAAUGCCCCAACUCCAGUUCAAAGAAGAUUAUCAAGAGCAAGUAAUCCAUCAUCUGGAAAUUCGCCUAGUGUUGUUAACUCCCCAUAUAUACAAAACCAACAAAUUCCUAGAACCGCUAGCAACCAGCAAUUGAAUUUACAACAAUCAAUGCUUCAAAAUCAAUUCCAAAUUAAACAAGCAAUGCAUCAACAACAGUUGCAACACCAUCCACAGGCAUCGCCUGGAUCUGGUGCACCACAAUUGGUCCGUCAAGCUUCUCAAACCUCAAUUCCUACAAGACCAGGCUCAACUUCUCGUCAAAGUCAAGCAUCACCACUGGCAAUUUCUCAGUUGGAAUCAGUUAAGGUGAGCAAGGAAGAAGCUAGUAUUCUCAAGAAUUAUAUUCCAUUCAGAAGAGUGGUUGAUACCCAUGGUAUGCAUAAUAUCAAGGAGCUUUCCCAAAUUGCUAGUGAAAUUGAAGUUACCAAACCAGUCUAUUUGUUUGCACCUGAAUUGGGUGUUAUCAAUAUCCAAGCGCUUGUCAUGGGAAUCAAGAGUAACAGAGGGGUUCACAGUUCUGAAGUUGUUAGUGCAUUAAACACAUUACUUGUGACUACAUCCGAUGCAAACUAUGGAUUCCGUAUCGAUGACUGUUUGGAAUUGUUGGAUGCUCUUUCAAUUUUAGGUAAGGAUAUCUUGACCAGAAUUGUCGAUGGCACUAAUGGAGAAAAUGAAUAUGUUUCGGAUGAUGUUUCUACAUUGUCUGGUGGAACGCAGAUUGAUGACAUAUUUGAAAAGUAUGUCAAUGGAGCAAAUGGGAUGGCGGGAGAAGAUAUCGGGUUCGUGGUUGAUUCACUUACUGGUGAAGUUGUAAGUGAUGAAGAUGAUGACGAUAUUGAGAUUGAUGAUAUUUUCACUGUGGACACCAGCACAACUACAACAGAGUCAUCGUUAAUGAACUCGGCAAUGUCUCUUAGUACUUCACACCACCAAGUUCGUGAGGUGCCUCAUUUCCACAUUCCUGAUUAUAUGACUUCAUUGCAAAACUUCAAACAGGAAAACAAACAUCAUUUUAGCAAGCUUCAAACAAGGAGUGCUGCUGAUGAUAGGAUCAUGUUGAUUGAUGAAUUAAUCACCAUUACUAUGAUUUUAAGAAAUAUUUCCUUCUCAGAACCAAACAAGAAGACCAUGGCUGGAAAUAAAGUAUUUAAAGAUUUGUUGUUUGCGAUUGUCAAGAACAUUGGAUUAGAUGGGUCCAAAUUUGUAUUUAGCCGUAAGAGAUUGUGUUUACUCAAGGACUGUCUUUUAAUGUUGGACAAUAUUGCAUUUUUCAUUGAUUUAAGAAGUUUGGAAGAAGCAUUCUUAUCAUUUGUUUUGAUCUCAUCCUUUGGUCCUAAAGUUGAUGAAAAGGAUUACAUUAUUCCCAAAUGCAAUAUUGAAACUUACUCAUAUUUCCCAUUUGCAAUUGAUGCUUUUACGAAAUUAUUAGUUAAGGAACCUCAUAAUAGAUCACUCUUGCAGGCAGUAUUGAAUGGUACUUUAAAUGUCAGUUUGACUGCUAGUUACACUAAUAAUUUUGUGGUUAGUGUUUCUGAUCAAGAAUAUACCCGCAAGUUAAUAUUGGCAUACUUGAGCAAUGAAUCAACCCUGUACAAAUCUGGAGUUUUGUUGACGAGAUCAUUCAAGUUGUUUAUGAGUAUAAUCCCAUAUGAAGCUAACAGUUUUGAAUUUUCCAAAUUCAUCUUUGUACGAGCUCCUACUAUUUCACAAAUGUUAUUUGGAGCCAAGUUGAUUAUUGAUUUGAUUCCUAUUGAUGAUUUAACCACUAACUUGAAUAGGUUGUCGCUUCAUUGGAUAAUUGCUAACCGUGAAGUUAUAUUAGGAAAUUUCGCUAGGGUGGUGGUUGCUCUUUCGCUGGAAACUGGUAAAUUUGCGCGAGAAUCCAAUGAAUAUAAGAUCUUGACUUUGGUGUUGACCAAACUGUUAAUUGUUGUGAAUUCUUUACUUAAUAAUAUUGUUCUUGCCAAAGAUCUUGAAAAUAUUCCCCUGGAACAUGAAGAGUUGGUGAAUAAUUUAGAGCAGGUUUACAGUUUACCUAGAAUACUCCCCGAUAUCAAUAUGAGCUUAGAUACGUUCUUGGUUCCUUCUAUUGAUACCAACUUGGGUAAAGAAGUUGUGAGAUUGCUUAGAUAUUUGAAUGAAUUGAAUCAUCCUGUGGAUGUUGUAUCUGAGAACAUAAAGCAUGAUAAAGUGAUGGUUGCUGCUUAAUUUUGUAUUAUUUUAAAUUUUGUAUUAUAGUUUAUGCAAAUAUAUUGUUUUAUUUAUAAGAUAUACAUUGCUUUAAAUCAAUCCCAACUUCUCCAUUCUAACUUCAACAGCUCUUCUGUGAGCUUCUAAUCCUUCAACUGCAGCCAAAGUCAUUACCGCCUUACCGAUACUUUCCAACCCUUCCUUGGUGACAUCUUGAGCAGUAAUGAACUUUUGGUAAGUAGCAGUGUUAACCCCGGAAUAUUGUCUAGCAUAUCCAUAAGUAGGUAAAGUGUGGUUAGUACCACUUGAAUAAUCACCACAACUUUCUGGAGAUAAAGCACCAAUAAACACUGAACCAGCAUUAUCGACGUAUUCUGGAACAUACGAUUUGGCAUUUUCAAUUUGAAGAAUCAAAUGUUCAGGAGCGUACUUAUUAGAUAAUUCAAAGGCUUCUUCAUAAGUCUUAACCAAGAGAAUAUAAGAGUGGGACAAACACUUGGCGACGAUUUCCUUACGUGGCAAUACUGAGGCUUGACGUGCAACUGCAUCUUGGUAUUCUUUCAAUUUGGAGUCAGAUAAAUCGAUACCAAUGAGGAUAACUUGCGAAUCAAUACCGUGUUCUGCUUGUGAUAACAAAUCACUAGCAACGAAAUCAGCAUCGGCAUAUUCAUCAGCAAUGACCAAUACUUCAGAUGGACCAGCGGGCAUAUCAAUCGAACAUAAAGCUUGAGUAUCGUUUUGAACAUACAUCUUGGCGGCAGUAACGAAUUGAUUACCUGGUCCCAAGAUCUUGUCACAUUUAAGUACAGAUUCGGUACCGUAUGCCAUGGCAGUGACAGCUUGAGCACCACCAGCCAUAACAAUACAUUUGGCACCUAAUUUGUGAGCCACAUAAACCACUUCGGGAGUUAAUUUACCGGUAGCACGAGCAGGUGGCGAGGCAAUAAUGAUGUUCUUACAACCGGCAACUUUAGCUGGGACACCCAACAUCAUGGCGGUGGAUGGUAAGACGGCAGUUCCUCCAGGAACAUAUAAACCGACAUUUUCGAUAGGCUUGGCGAAUCGGGAACAAAAGACUCCAGGGGCAGUUUCAACAGUCAUGACCUUUUCCUUUGGUAAUUGAGCAGCGUGGAACUUUUCUAUGUUGCUGAUAGAUAAGUCAAUUGCAUCCUUCAUUUCUUGAGAGAUUUGCAUUAAUUCAGAUGGGAAUGGGGCAUUCAAUACUGGAUUAGAUAAUUCAACACCGUCAAAUUUGGCAGUAAGUUCAAUAAGAGCCUUAUCUCCGUUCUUCUUGACGUUUUCUAUGAUUGGAAGGACUAAUUUCAUGAUAUCGGCAGUCUUUUGUACUGGUCUUGUCAUGGCUCUAUUAAGGUCUUCACUGUCGGCAUUGAUGUCGUCAACCUUGAUAGUUUCCAAUGAAAAGUCAAGUGCUUCUGGUUGUGCUUGUUUUUGUUCAUUGUUAACAUAUGCUGGCUUAGCGUCACCUUUACGUCUAGUGACUUUCAAGGAUUUAAUAUCCAAGUUACGUUCAACAUCAGAUAAUCUGACGCCGUUCUUGAUGCACCAAACCAUGGCGAAAUACAACAAAUCAGCACAUUCCCAUGCAACUUCUUCUUUACCCUUGGCUUCAAUCAAUUCAUCGAGUUCUUCCUUUAGUUUAGCAAUAAGAAGUUUUUCGUCUUUGAACAAACGUUGGGUGUAUGAACCUUCGGGAGCAUUUUGUAAUCUGGCAGCUAAAGUGGUGUCUAACUUAGCCAAUCCCUUGCCGAAACUUGUUUCAGUGCCGGCUAAUUGACCAUCACCGAAACAUGUGAAGUUGUCUUGGCGGUGACAGAAGCCGUAGCCCUCUUUAGGAACUACGAUAAACUUAACAACAUCAGAAUCACAGUCUUUGGAAAUAGAAACCAAGGAUUGAGUGGCACCACUGGUCUUACCCUUGUACCAUAAUUCAUCGGUCCUCUUUCUUGAUUGGUAGACACCGACUUUUUCCUCAAUUGCAGCAGCAAUGGAUUCUUUGGAAGAGUAUACGAUACCCAAGGCAGUGUAUGAUGGAGCUGGAGUUGUGAUCAAAGUUGUGUAGAGACCAUCAGGACGGUCAGUGGUUAAGGUACUAAUGAAAAUUGAGGAGACAGAAAUCCUGCCAGCUUCUUGUUUCUUGGUGGUUAAUUUGGUUGCAGAAACCACGGGAGUAUAACCCGAUUGGGCUAGCUCGUUGGCUGAUUCUUGAGACAAGGAGUCAUCUCGGAUAUAAAUUUGUCUAUUUUCGUCAUCAUUGUAUGAUUUAAAGUUGGCUACUUUUGACUUGAAUAUGAAGGACAGUUUUGAUUUCAAGAGAUCUUGGGAAACGUCAUCUUUAUCGAAUUGAACAGCAAAUCUUUCAGUUGGCAAACUGGAUUCUGCGACAAUUUCGUGGUAUCUUGCGGCCGGGAUAAAUACUUGCUUGACACCAGUGUUUAAAAGUGCUACGACUUGAUCGACCGUGAUUUCAGAAUCAGUGGUUGCGUCAACGUAGACUUCUAAAUCAGGUGGAAAUUGUUGUAACCAGUGUUUGGAAACAGUGACAGACGUCCAUGGGAAUAAAACUUGGCCAACCAAUGAGAACUCGGCAAUUGUUGCAUCUUCAGUAGGGGAAGAUAUGAGUGGUAGAACAGGGAAAGACAUUGUGCUGUUCUUGUGUGGAGUUGUGAUAAGAAGUUGAGGUGCUGUCUAAAAUUUUCAGAGAGCGACAACGGGCCCAAUUUUAAAGUUCUGGCCAAUUUUAAUUCUGAGUCAUCUCGCUUGCGAAGUCAAAUUGAUAAGUGCAAAACAAAAAAAAAAAAAAAA